AUGUCCACGCCAAGUAAGCAAGGGGCAACUGGCGUGUACGUCCGGAACCACACCAACAUGGACGCUGCCUUGAGGGCAGAUCUUGCUGGGCUCAUCACGAAAGACGUGGAUAUAGAAGAAUAUGUGCGACAUGUAUACGGCGUAUCAACAGACGACAUCGAGGUAAUAAAGGUUAAAGAAUGGAAGCUUAACGGUCUGGCUACCUAUGUGAAACUGCUUGGCAGCGGCGCUCGAGAAGAGAAGCUUUAUGCGCCAUUCAAGGCGAUUAUGACCCACUUAUUCGGCAUUCUCAAUGGCGAGGAACGCAAGAUUGAUGUGCACCAUGCAUCACUGGGGAAGACUGCACUGCAAAGCGUUGGGAACGUUCGAAAACCAGAUCAACUUUUCUUCUUCGGCUCGCACGACGACAAGUCACCGAUAACCUGGCCACUCGCUAAAGCCUUUGUCGAGCUCGCCGUGACGUCUAGCGCACAACGUAUCAUGUCCAGUGCCUCAGCCAUUGCAACAAUCAACGAGGAUGAACAAUCUAUACAUGCUCUAGCUGUGUCAGCGCCCGACUUCAUGCCAUCCGCAACGAUCCCAACACCGUCCAGGGGGACCAAGCGGCGCCGGAGCACAGAUCCUACAGACAGACCGAAGCCCCCGAAACUUCCGAAACUCAAUGUCUUGAGUAAGGAAGAACCACAAGCUGCAGGCUACGCUUUGGAGCUCCUGGCUUCUACUUGCAGACGAUGGGCCACCGGCAUGGUCAUCACAGACACGCAAGUGGUGUUGCAUUACUACGAUCGUAUGGGCGCUAUCUUCACCAAGCCUUUCAAAUUCGACGAAGAGCCUUGGAAGCUAGCGUUAUUCGCCCUGGCCGUCGGACGGUGCGACCUUGUACAAGCAGGAUUCGAACCACUGAUUGCACCCAACGUCGACGCCGCGCUUUCCCAGCCAUUAGGCUCGUUGAAAGGCGCUGUCCUCAAUGUGCCCAAAGAAACCAGAAACGAGGGUAGUGUAACCCAAGGCGGUGACAGCGACGGUAUCAAAUUCGUGAAUAAUCUUGGUCGGGGGGUCUAUUCGCACUUCCAGAUCACUGGUGACCCACUAUAUAUUUAUGGGGGUCUUACUGGUAGGGGGUCGCAUGUCUUGCCUGGUGAUCUCAUCAGGAUGGAGGAUAAUGGAGCCACGGACGAUCAAAGAGAGGAGCCGACCGUACCAGUAAACGCAAAGGGGUCUAUGGUUGUGAAGCUCAGUUGGCCAAUGGAGAAGCGGCCGUUCCUAGAAGCCCAAACCAUCGACACGCUCGCGAACAAGAUUCCCUGGAUAAAACGACACCUCCCCAGGAUCCAUUGCGCUUUGACAAUCAGGGGUAAAUCGAUGGGGCUCCCUCGACAUCUCUUUCAUAACAUGACUACGGCCCAUAAACUCGAGCAGCGUUAUUUUACUCUCUUAUUCACCGACCGCUAUAAACACCUUUGGGACAUCAAGACGUUGGAUGACUUCCAGGUGGCAUACGUUGGCAUUGUUGAAUGCCACUACAACGUGUCGAGGUACGGCAAGAUGUUGCAUCGGGAUAUCAGCGAGAACAACCUACUGUGGACACGCAAAGAGAAAGAGGUCGUAGGUGUACUUAACGACUGGGAUCUAUCCACACGCGUCGAUGUGGUCGGCAACAGUACUAACCACAGAACGGGUACGGGCCCAUUCAUGGCCCUGGACCUCCUCGGCAAGGAACCUCCUGUCCAUCUCUAUCGCCACGACCUCGAAUCACUAUUCUACGUACUUAUAUGGGCGGCGGUCCACUAUGACAUCGGUGGCAAGGUGCCUUACUCUCACACUGUCGAUCCCGCACUGGAGAAGUGGAACGGGGACUUCGAAGAGGCGCGCGUGGCAAAGCUUGCCUUCUUCUCGGAUGCCGAGUCCGUGCUGGAACAUCUACAGCCAGCGUUCGAGCCAUUGCGCGAAGCUUGGAUUGAACCACUCCUCGACUUAUUCCGGAAGGCACGCGCCAACGCUAACCUCCUUGCUAGAGCCAAGAAAGGCGGCCAGAGCAGCAAACAACUAGCCCGGAAACCAAGGAAACUACCAAAAUAUAGCGACGAUGAAAGUGAUGAGGAAAGAAUCGAUGGGAAGGAACACCCAUUACCACCACCUGCACCUACUGCGCACUCUCUUGCGGUUAAUGUCGACUUCGAAACUUUAGGGGGGUACCUAACCUUCGAGAACUUCAUGAAGGCUCUUGAUGGGUGGGAGCCCAGCGGGGUGCCCAAGAAGUAUCGCGAGUAUGCAGAACGGCUCCUUGAGGAGGAACCUGUCACUUCUACCACUCCCAACAGUACAGCUAAUUCUCCUCGAUGCUAA
This is a messenger RNA of Pleurotus ostreatus (oyster mushroom), 2346 nucleotides long. RefSeq lists its product as uncharacterized. The record is from RefSeq and is a predicted model, not a curated record. NCBI's taxonomy places the organism in Eukaryota, Fungi, Basidiomycota, Agaricomycetes, Agaricales, Pleurotaceae. Gene Ontology annotation, biological process: protein phosphorylation. Bases 1 to 2346 code for a protein of 781 amino acids. Gene Ontology annotation, molecular function: ATP binding; protein kinase activity. The transcript has 2 exons.